Messenger RNA from Neodiprion virginianus, 3084 nucleotides. RefSeq names its product uridine 5'-monophosphate synthase-like (gene r-l). Gene Ontology annotation, biological process: 'de novo' pyrimidine nucleobase biosynthetic process; 'de novo' UMP biosynthetic process. The record is from RefSeq and is a predicted model, not a curated record. Gene Ontology annotation, molecular function: orotidine-5'-phosphate decarboxylase activity; orotate phosphoribosyltransferase activity. NCBI's taxonomy places the organism in Eukaryota, Metazoa, Arthropoda, Insecta, Hymenoptera, Diprionidae. Bases 349 to 1761 code for a protein of 470 amino acids. The transcript is spliced from 3 exons.
AAAGCUCCCCAUAUGGGGAAGGGGGUGGGUGCGCUAUACGGGCUUACACCGCAAGAGGCGCUUAAAUCGCACCUUAACAAUUCUUACGCCGUCCCAAAAACUGGGCCAGCUUUUGAGCCAAGUGCUGCUCGAGUGUUGUUCCUUCCUACUACUCCGUGGUCUCAGAUUCAUUGUCCCCAAGUGUACGCACGAAAAUACAUACACUGUUGUCAUUCGUCAAGUAGCACGUGCCAAGCAAACAUUUACGGCUUUCCGUGCAGUCUACUCUAUUUAAUGUCAUUUGCGUUGGAUACAAGACGUCUAGUUGAUUUCUUUGCGUUGAUUUGAGUAUUUUUUGACUCGCCUAUAAUGGAAAAUCGCUUGGCGGAAUUAGCUGUGGAACUAUUCGAGAUCAACGCCGUGAAGUUCGGCAGCUUCGUAACAAAAGCCGGCCGGCCGACACCCGUCUGCUUUGAUCUAAGAGUAAUUAUUUCACAUCCGCGGUUGAUGAAGUCUGUGUCCACCUUACUGUGGACCCUGGCAGAAAAUGGCAAAAGUGCAUCACAAAUUUGUGGUAUGCCUUACACAGCGUUGCCAAUUGCGGCUUUGAUAUCUGCACAAUCAAACAUACCUUUGCUGAUAAGGAGGAAAGAGACUAAAUCCUUUAGGACAAAAAAAAUAAUUGAGGGCCAAUUCAGAGAGGGCGAAAAUUGCAUCAUAGUUGAAGACGUUGUGACGACCGGGAGUAGCGUUUUAGAGGCUGUAAAAGACCUAACCGAUGUAGGGUUGAAGGUUGAGGAAGCUGUCGUUAUUCUGGAUCGACAGCAGGGUGGUGAUCACAAUCUAAGCGCAGAGGGCAUCCGAAUGAGGAGCUUAUAUUCUCUGACUAGUUUAAUGCAAUACCUAUUGAAUGCAGGCAAAGUGACGUCAGCCAUCGUCGAAGACGUCAAAAAUUAUGUGGAACAAAAUAAAGAUCAAUUAAACAGCGAAGGAAACUCAGUGAGUCGAUUAAGAAUCGACUUCGCAUCACGAGCAAAACUUGCCAAGAACCCAGCGGCAGCAAAACUGUUCAAUAUAAUGUCGGCAAAGAAAAGUACUCUCUGUCUAGCAGUGGAUUUGACAAAAGCUGAUGAAGUUUUAGAUUUGGCGGAACUAGCGGGACCGCACAUAGCUGUUUUGAAAACUCAUGUCGAUCUACUUGAAGAUUUUACAUCUGAGUUUAUCGAUAAGUUGAAACAGCUGUCCAUAGAGCACAACUUCUUGAUAAUGGAGGACAGAAAGUUUGCUGAUAUUGGUCACACGGUAUCCUUGCAGUACAGAAAUGGGGUUUAUAAAAUAGCAGAAUGGGCAGAUUUUGUUACUGCCCAUACCGUUCCUGGUUCGAGUAUUGUUUCUGGUUUACAAGAUGGACUGAAGGGGAUUAAGGAAAGUCGGGGGAUAUUUUUAGUUGCAGAAAUGUCUAGUGAAGGAGCCUUAACCAUUGGAGAAUAUGUGAAACAUUCUGUUCUUUUGUCUGAAACGUCAAACCUAGUAGCUGGUUUAGUGUGUCAGUACAAUGUGUUCGAUGAUCCAGGUUUGAUACAACUCACGCCAGGAAUUAGAUUGGAAAAGUCCCGUGACGAUUUGGGACAGCAAUACAAGACUCCUCAAAUGGUGAUCAAUGCUGGGGCAGAUUUAGCCGUUGUCGGUAGAGGUGUUACAGCCGCGCAGGACAAAUUAUCAGCCAUCAUUCAGUAUAAAGAAAAACUAUGGCAAGCCUACAGUGAAAGGAUUAGUAAUUGAAAUGACACGUCAUUCUACUGGUUGUGAUUAGAAGUGCGAAAUACAAGUUGAAAAACUCAUACCUGACUUGGAUAAAGAGGUGAUUUGUAUUCAACCGGAUUGGAAAAGCUAACAGUGUAAUUAUAUGCGUCAAUCAGUGAAAUAUGUGAUCAUGUACAACAUACGUGGCGACAAUUAACUGGAAAAUGUAUUUCUCGUAAAGUGUUGGAUCAAAUGGAUAUUCCAACGCUACACCUAGUAGAAGUUAUUUUUUACAGAGUAAAUCAAUGGAAGAAGUCACUCGUGGAAAGUAUUGGUCAUGAACACUGUCAUAUACACAGGUCUGGGCACUCCAACCCCUUUCCUAUAUAACUCGGCGUGACCGUCUUGAAGCCUGUGUUUCUCAAUUUGUGCACCAAAGAUCGGAGCGCUGCAAUCUCCGAGGCUGGUGUGCAACGAAGAGAGGAAUAUAGGGCAGCCGUCUCUCUCCGUGCGCUUGCGUGCUAAGGCCGUGUUCGAAAAUUGACUGCCAGUAUUGUCGGCAAUCUUUUAUCUCUUUUGCGCUUCCAAGUUCGUGAAUAGCUCUGACUCUGCCCUAGGGAAUUUUCAGUACUGUAAGUCAAUUUACGAACACGGCCUAAGUCGGCCUCUCCCUCAUUAGCGCUAGCGGCAAAAAUUCACAACAUCGGCUUCAUUUUCGUGCACGGUUUCACAGCCGGAGUGUCCCAGACCUGUCUAUAAGACCGUGGUCAUGAAUUUACUCUGCUAAUAUGUCGCAAAACAGUAGGAUGAAAAACUUGAGUUAUUCACCUUAAUUAUUCUAACAAUAAUACGUAAUGUUGAAUAAUGUUGAAAAAAUUCACGAUAGGAUUUACAGUGCACCUCCUUCACAUUACAUUACAAUUCUGCAGCAUUAUCUUAAAUUCGACAUAAAAUUUUGCUGGAUGUAUGCAGUAAUUUUGAGCUUUAAUUGAAAAGUAAAUGUCUUAAAUUUACACCACAUCGUUUACCACAGUUAGAAGCUAAAGUGAAAUCACCUGUUUAUAAACAACGGAUCUCGGUGUAUCUGAACCCAAGAUACAAUCAGUAUGGUAUAAGAUUUCUUUUUUGCUUUUAAAUUUUUUUUACUUUUAAAUCUCAUUGUCAUUAUCAUUGUUAUUUUUACUAUCCAUUGUUACAAUUUGUGCGCAUAUGAAAUUGUUGAAUACAAUUUUUUUCAUAUCACUUAUGGUAUUCAUUUACACAAGCUUUACAAGUAAUCAAAUAAACCUGCCAAGAAAGUAGAAUGUUAAGCGACUUGUUACCUUUGUAAGUACUUUCAUAUAAUACUUGAUAUUCAACUUG